Molecule: messenger RNA, 1126 nt
Organism: Drosophila grimshawi
Lineage: Eukaryota; Metazoa; Arthropoda; Insecta; Diptera; Drosophilidae
Product: trypsin-1
Exons: 4
Coding region: 151-1089 (312 amino acids)
Biological process (GO): proteolysis
Molecular function (GO): serine-type endopeptidase activity
Source: RefSeq, a predicted model, not a curated record
GCCACGCACAAUGGGAUACCUGGUGACGAACGUCCUUAGCUGUUGCCACACCAGCGUAGAAGCCACUAUUAGUAAUACGGGUCGAGUUAGGGAACACCCAUCGUUCAACAAAACAACAAUAGAGCAAGACAUGCUGGCCAAAUAAAUGCAAUGGCCAACGAUUGGCGCAGUUCAAACGACAACAUGCGCUGCACAUUGUGUGGACUUGGAAUAAUAUUGCUGAUAUGCUUUUUAGCGAGCAGCACGCGAGCAGAUCACAAGGAUGAGAAGGAGGAGGAGGAACAGGAUGGCAAAAUAGUCAAUGGCACUUUGGCAGCAAAUGGCGAGUUUCCCUAUGCAGUGUCGCUGCGUCGUGCCAAAAGUGGCCACCACUCGUGUGGUGCAACGCUAUUGAAUGCUGGCUGGGUGCUAACGGCAGCGCAUUGUGUGCGUGGCGCAUUGCCCGAGCAGCUCAAUUUGCAAUAUGGCAGCAAUCGCAUUGAGCGCAAUGCGAGCCGAUUGGUCACGGUUGCCACAAUACAUGUGCAUCCCGGCUAUGAGCCACAGGAUAAAUACAUACACGAUAUUGCACUUCUGCAGCUGACCAAGCCCAUAAUCUUCAACAGAAGUGUGCAGCCGGUGCGUUUGCCAAGUCCCCAACAGCCGACGUUGGCCAACAGCACCGUUUUGCUCGCCGGCUGGGGAUUAAAUGCGACGGGCGGCGUGGUGCAACAGCAGCUGCACAAGGUGGAGCUGCAAGUGUUCAGCGACGAGGAGUGCAGUCGCCGUCACCAGGCUCAGCUCCAUGCCAGCCAACUGUGCGCCGGCGUGCCCGAGGGCUGGAAGGGUCAAUGCAGCGGCGAUUCGGGUGGACCACUGCUGCUGCAUGCAUCAUCAGCAAUGGACACACAAAUUGGCAUUGUCUCAUGGAGUGUGAAGCCGUGCACACGUCCACCCUAUCCGGGCGUAUUCACCGAAGUGUCCGCCUAUGUUGACUGGAUUGUGCAAACGGUGGCCAACAAUCGGCGACCAAACGACAACAAUUCACUGACAACCCAACUCUGGAUUGGAGAGUUGAUAGUUGCUAGAGUGCCGCCGCCACUACAGUAAUAGUGUAUUCAAAAUUCGUUUCCUUUUUUAAUCAUUA